UGUGUGCUAAAGCAAUAGAGGAAAUUGCAACUCGACUGCUGCACGCAAUCAUGACGCAAUCGCCACAGACCUAGAUAGUAGGUGUACAAACAAAAUCGUCGCGUCGUCGAUUGUGGCCACUGACUACAAAAACAGUAUCGAUCGAUGCUAGCAAAGAGAUUGAUUUCAAAUAACCAGCAGCUAGCUCUCUAGUUGCAAAAUAAUCGAAGUUUCCUGUGCUGCGUGUGCACAGCAUUGCACACUGCAAGCGCGCAGUGCACACGCAUUGCACACGCAUUGCGCACCUGACCCCGCGCCCACGCCAAUGCACUCGCCCGGCGUUGUGCAGCACCUCUCUAGCUAUAUAACUGACUGCAAGCACCAGCAGACUUCAUUCAGUUCUAUCUCAAUUCAUUCUGUUCGAGUGUCGAGUACAGUAGCGAUGCCUGACUUCUGUGACUGUUGCAAACGAGACCAGUGUGGAUGCGGCGACUGUAAGUGUGCCGUAGACUGUGGUUGUCGUGGAAAGUGCUGUCCGGUGUGUCAGUGCAACGAUUCUUGUCCUGGCAAAGUGAACUGUGGCUGCGGUGACUCUUGUGUGUGUCGAGAAGGUUGUUGUUCGUAACGUACAGUAGCAGCAGCAGUAGACUUUAAUAUGACCUAGAGCUAGUUUAUAAAGUUGCAUUUUUAGUUUUGAACUUUAUUCUUGUUGACACUACGCGUUCACGUAAUCCAUGUGCUAGACAUAAACAGUUCUGUACGUACGCUACCUAUGGACUAAGACAAAAUAUGAAAUUUUCGUUAUGUU
Corticium candelabrum is the source of this 787-nucleotide messenger RNA. RefSeq names its product metallothionein 20-III-like. The coding region runs from base 305 to 604 and encodes 99 amino acids. The record is from RefSeq and is a predicted model, not a curated record. NCBI's taxonomy places the organism in Eukaryota, Metazoa, Porifera, Homoscleromorpha, Homosclerophorida, Plakinidae. The transcript is spliced from 3 exons.